CUCUUCUUUCUUUCUUCUGUCUCAGACUUUCAGCUGAAGGGGAAAAAUGGAACCCAAAAAAAUGGCUGAAAUCGAACUAAUCAUCUUCUCCCCCAUUACUCUCCAUCUAACAGUUCUCACUCUACUCUCUUCGAUCACACUCUCUGCAUCUCUUCGUGUAUUACCAAUCUCUACACCAUCCACCAAAAACAACAACAUCUUUGAUACAUCUCUAUAUGGAAAACUUCAACUCAACAAUGGAUUAGCUCAAACACCUCAGAUGGGGUGGAAUAGUUGGAAUUUCUUUGCUUGUAAUAUAAACGAAACGCUUAUAAAGGAAACAGCUGAUGCACUUGUUGAUACUGGAUUAGCUAAAUUGGGUUAUACUUAUGUUAAUAUAGAUGAUUGCUGGUCUGACCUCUCAAGGAGUUCAAAGGGUGAAUUAGUCCCUGAUCCGAAGAAUUUUCCGUCUGGGAUCAAAGCUCUUGCGGACUACAUACAUGGGAAGGGCCUUAAGCUGGGUAUCUAUUCUGAUGCUGGGGUUUUUACAUGCGAAGUUAGACCUGGAUCACUAUACCAUGAAAAUGAUGACGCGUCACUUUUUGCAUCGUGGGGUGUCGACUAUUUGAAGUAUGACAACUGUUUCAAUCUUGGGAUCGAACCACAGGAACGUUACCCCCCAAUGCGUGAAGCCUUAAAUGACACAGGUCGCAGAAUUUUCUACUCACUUUGUGAAUGGGGAGUGAAUGACCCCGCACUCUGGGCUGGCAAAGUUGGAAAUAGUUGGAGAACAACAGAGGACAUUAAAGAUUCAUGGGAAAGUAUGACCACUAUUGCUGAUCUGAAUGACAAGUGGGCUGCUUAUGCUGGACCUGGUGGAUGGAAUGAUCCGGAUAUGUUGGAAGUUGGUAAUGGAGGCAUGACUUACCAGGAAUAUCGUGCACAUUUUAGUAUAUGGGCUUUGAUGAAGGCUCCUCUUCUGGUAGGUUGUGAUGUAAGAAACAUGACUGCAGAAACAUUUGAGCUUCUAAGUAAUGCGGAGGUUAUUGCAGUAAAUCAAGACCAUCUCGGUGUUCAGGGUAGGAAAGUGUCCGUUGAAGGACCAGGGAAAUGCAAUCAGGUCUGGGCAGGUCCUUUAUCUGGAAAAAGAUUGGCAGUUGCGCUUUGGAACCGAUGCUCAGAAACUGUUACCAUCACGGCCAAAUGGGAAGCACUAGGCCUUGACUCGAGAUCCAGUGUUUCCAUAAGAGAUUUGUGGAAGCAUGAAGAUAUACCAGGGAACGCAGUGUCGAAAUUCAGCGUUGAAGUCGAGUCCCAUGACUGUAAGAUGUACAUCUUCACUCCCUUCACAGUCACUCAUUCUCUCAUUUAGUAUUAUUACCCAUCAUUUUUCUGGGUACGUCAGUGUGUAAGAGUGUAAUAAUGCAAGUGUAGAUGUAGAUAUCUGUAUAUGUGGUGGUUCUUCUAUAAACAACACGUAUUGUAAUGUAUGAUAAUGUCUGUCAGUCAAAAUUAAAAACGAAAAAGUCCAGUAUCACACGAGUGAUAAGUUGCAGUAAAUGAAGAUUCAAAUUCCAGUGUAUGGAUUCUC
This is a messenger RNA of Papaver somniferum (opium poppy), 1570 nucleotides long. RefSeq names its product alpha-galactosidase 3-like. Lineage: Eukaryota; Viridiplantae; Streptophyta; Magnoliopsida; Ranunculales; Papaveraceae. The transcript has 14 exons. The record is from RefSeq and is a predicted model, not a curated record. Gene Ontology annotation, biological process: carbohydrate metabolic process. Bases 47 to 1351 code for a protein of 434 amino acids. Gene Ontology annotation, molecular function: hydrolase activity, hydrolyzing O-glycosyl compounds.